UCUGAACUUUGUGAAUAUAAUGGAAAAAUAGAAAGAAAUUCUUAAACUAUAUCAUGACAAUAAUGAUAAGUAAAUAGAAGAAAUGCUUAAGUCUGAUCUAAACAUACCGAUACAUAAAUUUCAAACUCAAAAGUAAUUUACAGGUAAUUGGUAUAUAGUGAUAAGAAAAUUAAAAGUUCUACAUUUGGCAUGUCUCCAUAACAAUAAAAAACUAACUGAGCUUACAUUGACAUAUUGUAGGAAUUCUAACUUAAUAAAUUAAACACAAAUGAUGGAAUUCAUUAAUAUAUAGAAUAAGGAUGGAUUUACCCCUUUGCAUAUGGCAUCCUUUAAAGGAAAUCUAGUAUUAAUAUAAUGAGAAUAUCUAUAGGAAAUCAUCAAAUUAUUGCUAUAAAUUGGGGCUAAUGUAAAUAUUUAGACGAAUACCGGAUUAUCCGUUCUACAUAUGUCUGUUUAGGGUGAUCAUAUCAAAACUAGUGUAAUAAAUAUAAAUAUUUUAGUUAUUCUGGAUUAAUCAAAAUAUUCCUAUUGAUAUCUUAGAUUAUAAUCAUUAAACCCCUUUGAUUUGUGCUUCAUUUUUAGGUUGUUAAUAAAUGGUAAACUUUUUAAUUCCUUGGGGUGCUAAAUUAAAUGCUCAGACUAAGGAUAAAGGCCAUACUGCUUUACAUGUUGCAACAUAAUAAGGACAUUCUAGGAUUGUGAGAAAAUUGCUAAUCAAAGGCAUAGAUAGGAAAAUAAAAGAUAAACGUGGAAAAACUGCACUUGAUUUAGCUAUAGAAUCUAAAUUUUCAUCUAUUCAAACUAUGAUUGUAAAUGAUUCUACUAUAAUUUUAGGAAAAUAAAAUGGGUUUGGCUGAAAGAUGUGGUUUGAGAUAACCAGAUUCAAAAGUUGAAAAAAAUUACAAAUCCAUGAUAGUUUAUUUAUCAUUAUAUUGCAGUUCAGUUUUUUUGACACUUUUAUUCACUUUGCCAAGUAUAAAACAUCUAUUAUUAAAUAAAGAAAUUUAAUCUUUUUAGGUUUUGUACAUAACAUCAUUUAGUAUAACUCUUCUUUUGACUUGGAUUCUUAUUAAAACAAAUCCAGGAUUUGUACCCAGUUCAAACAAAACUUUAAUGGUAGGGUGAUUUAACAUUUAUAAGGAUCUAUUAGACGCUUGUUCAGUUGACUAAAUUUGCCCAGAUUGUUAGGAUGUGAAACCAUCAAGAUCAAGACAUUGUGAGAUAUGUUAAAAGUGUGUUUUUAAAUAUGAUCAUCAUUGUCCUUGGCUUUCUACUUGUGUGGGACAAAAUAAUCAAUAUUUCUUUAUAGCAUUUCUAUUUACUUUAAUAUUAAGCAUCAUUUUGCAAAUAGUAGUAGAAUGCUCAAGUAAAAAUAAAGUAAAGUUUACUAGUUUUAAAUUUGAAAGAUGAGUAGGGAGAAGUUGAAUCAAAUAAUGUCUUUUAAUGGAUAACAUUUUAUUAUACUAUGAUAUUUGGUUGCUUAUUUAUUUUACCUGUGAUGUAUAUAUUAUUUGAUUUAGGUUAUUAUUUACAGUUUAAAUCUAUAAUCUAAUAAAAGGACAAACAACUUAUGAAAGAUAUAUUGAAAGAUAAGGAAUAAACAGAAUUUAAUCUAGAAAAGCUAGUGCAGAAUAGCAAUUAGUAUAAUAAAAGAGUGCUUCUAGUACAGAUUCAAGUGAGAGUGAAUUUAAAUUCACAAUAAAAACUUAAAAGAAGCCUUUGUUAAAAGAAACUGAAUUAAUUGUUUGA
Paramecium sonneborni is the source of this 1749-nucleotide messenger RNA. The record is from the annotation of a GenBank genome assembly. Lineage: Eukaryota; Ciliophora; Oligohymenophorea; Peniculida; Parameciidae.